Phaeodactylum tricornutum CCAP 1055/1 is the source of this 858-nucleotide messenger RNA. RefSeq lists its product with no specific name. The record is from RefSeq and is a predicted model, not a curated record. Lineage: Eukaryota; Bacillariophyta; Bacillariophyceae; Surirellales; Neidiaceae. Bases 1 to 858 code for a protein of 285 amino acids. The transcript has a single exon.
AUGGCAGGCGGCAGCGGUACUGGCGUCGCCAAAGAGCACCCUUGGGAGUACUUGAUGGCGUCUGCCUUGGCAGCCACCAUCAACUAUCCGCUUUGGCGAGCGUCCGCAACCGCGCAAUCGGGCUUUCGAAUAGCACCGGUACACAUCGCUGGUCACGCGAUUCCUUCCGGAGUUGCCCCGUAUGUUUACGCCUUCUUACCACCGUACAAAGGCAUGCUUGCCACAGUCUUGGGUAUGACAUGGGCACGAGCGGCAAUUUUUUGGGGUUCCGACUACGGGCGCGACAUUUUGCGUACGGGAGGUUGGAACGAUGGGUUUGCGACUGUGGCACCUCCUCUGGUUGUCAGCACCGCAGUGCAAUGCAUCAAUAUGCCGCUCGUUCGAUCCACCAUUACACUGCAAAAUCCUCAGUCUCAUUUACGGACAGUAAGCGCCUCAGUACAACAGAUUUACAAUUCCCACGGAGUGCAAGGAUUGUGGCACGGUACAUCAGCAGGGAUUUUGAAAACGGUUCCGAAAUACAUUACAGCCGUCGUGGUUAAAGACUGGAUGGAACAGGCUUUGCCGCCGGCUGAUCCCCUAUCCAAAACAUAUCACCAGGAUCGUCUGUGGCGGUCUGCAGCCAAGUCAGCUAUGGCCGGUGUUGCUGGAGCGGCAUUGACCAAUCCACUCGACGUCAUUCGGAAUGAAAUGUUCAAAACUAAUUUGGGUCUCGCUGCUACCGUGCGGCAUUUGCAAGAAACAGAAGGCUACGCCUUCGUCUACCGAGGUCUUGGAAAGAAUCUGAUAGCUGUAGCAAUACCAGUUGGCUGCACAAUCUUUUUUACAGACGCUAUGAUCCAGUAUUCUUCGACCUGA